GAUACAGCAGAAGCUGCGGAUCAGAGAGUAAUCACACAACAUUCUAUCAACAUGUUCAGACAAUUAUUCGCAUUAUUUGCGCUCAGCGCAGCUUUGUGUGCAGCUUAUCCUGCAGCUGAUACCACAUUAGAUACAGUAGUAUACAACGAGAAAGGAGAAGCAUUCUUGAUGAUUCCUACCGAAGAAUGCCGCUUGGCUAGGAUGAAAAGAGAUAGUGACCAUAAUAUUAAACACAAAACGUACGGAUACAACGAUCCUAAGAAGGGUGAUGUUUUGGGUGCCAAAGGAAUCUACACGCACAAACCGUCCCAAAGCAAAGUGGGCGUCGAUGCGGAAAAACAGCAAAGGGGAAACAGCCACGCAAAAGUUAGUGGUAAAACACAGUACGAGACCGAAGACGGCAACGGCAGGGUAUCAGUAGGUGCAAAUGUUAACAAGCAAUGGAAUAAUCGUGGAAAAAGUCACACUGGCUACGGUUGGGAAGUCGAAGGCGAUUGGGAUUUUUAAAUUAAAUGUACUAUUAUUUAAUGACUGAAAUAAAAUUAGACCUUUUUAUAAA
This is a messenger RNA of Nicrophorus vespilloides, 559 nucleotides long. RefSeq lists its product as uncharacterized. The coding region runs from base 52 to 507 and encodes 151 amino acids. The record is from RefSeq and is a predicted model, not a curated record. The transcript has 3 exons. Lineage: Eukaryota; Metazoa; Arthropoda; Insecta; Coleoptera; Silphidae.